AUGAAGCCCACGUUCUCAAUAACACACCCUAACUGUCCCUUAACUGUUUCUUCCCACCUCAAUUACUACUCAUUUCAGUCUUUUAUCAUCUUUUUCUCUGCAAUUUCUGACCUUCAAACACAAACAAUUACUCAAAAAACCCAGAAGGAAAAGAAAAAACAAGACUAGCUUACAAUGAUGAAAUGGGGAAGAAAGAAACCUUCUAUGUCUCCUUCACCGUCUCGGUCUACCUCCAUUUCUCAUGCCUUUCCCAUUUCUUGGUUGUCAAAGUUGAAGCAAAUGGGUGGCAUUUCUCAGCACAAACACACAAAGGAAAACCGGAAAGGAAAAGGGAAACUGAAUCCGGAGUCCGGUAGUUCAUCGCCAUGGCCUGCUGCAAGCUGGAAGGAUGGCAGAUUCUACUGUGGGGAUGAGGACUCGUAUUGGAGGCUUUCGUUCGGAGAGGACAGGCUGCUUCAGGGGGAGAAGAGUGGAGUUGGAUUGAAAUCCGUCCGGUAUGAUUCUGAUGAUGAGCUUAAACUCCCCUUUUCGAGCUGUGAGAAUUGCAACUCCAUUGCUAUGGAAAUGGCAGGAAGAGGAGAGAUUUACAAGUUCAGUGACAUGGUCUCAGAUGGAAGGAAGAGGAGAGAAUUGCCUCGGAACGUGGAGGUUUCACAUGAAAUUGUCACACCUAACAGAGGAGCAAAAGAAAGAGCGGUGAAAGAACUCAAAAUACCAAGGAGAAAAGCUGUGAAAAUUCAAGCAAUCGAAAGUGAUCAUCAUCAUCAACAACAGUCAAUAGCUUCUGAUUUAAGAAAAUCAAGAAAAUCUAAUGUGAGCACAAUUGAAGAAGAUUGUGUAUUUGAAGCUCUGACUUUGAAGGAAACUAAUGGACAGUCCAAAGAAAAGAGUCGAGAGUGGCAAAACUUGAAGGACAUGAAGGUCAAAGAACUUGGGUCUAAAGGUGAGAGAGGGAGAGACUCUGUGUACAUAAGCAGGAAACCGCAGAGAAGAACAAAACAGAACGGCAAAGUCAGAGCUUAUUCGCCGAGAACAGCGGCGAGGGUCGAAUGCAAAAUCAAAGCCCUAGAAGACAUGAAGAAAGCAAAGAUCAAGAUGAUGAAGAAGAAAACAAAGGGUGGAGAAGUUGAAGAGAGAACAACCUUUGAUAGCUUUGCUGUGGUAAAAUGCUCGUUUGAUCCGCAACAGGACUUCCGAGAUUCGAUGGUUCAAAUGAUCACGGAAAAAGGGAUCAGACAGGCAGAAGAGCUUGAAGAACUCCUGGCUUGUUAUCUGACAUUGAAUUCUGAUCAAUAUCAUGACCUCAUAAUCAAAGUCUUUCGGCAGGUUUGGUUCGAGCUGAACCAGGUAUAUUUCGUGCCUGAUUUUCAGAAUGCACCCGGUUGCUAAUAUGUACUCUUCCAUCUAUAUCAACUUGUAAUGAUAUGCUAUACCAGUAUGAUGCUACUAUUUAUAGUAAGUUACAAUUUUAGUCUCAAAUCUAAGGGUACUUGUAGAAGCAAAUUGUAUGAAUUCUACAAUGGGAAUGUUAAACCAGAAAG
Cornus florida is the source of this 1541-nucleotide messenger RNA. Its product is annotated as transcription repressor OFP5. The record is from RefSeq and is a predicted model, not a curated record. Lineage: Eukaryota; Viridiplantae; Streptophyta; Magnoliopsida; Cornales; Cornaceae. Gene Ontology annotation, biological process: negative regulation of DNA-templated transcription. Bases 175 to 1389 code for a protein of 404 amino acids. The transcript has a single exon.